AUGGUUGAUCUACCAUCUGUUAAACAAUCGUAUACUAUGACAACGACGGGUGAACUUAAAUCUCGAGCAUUUAAGAGUAGUAUGGGUGUUCUACCGUUUCGUCGUAGUGAAUCUAUACCGGAACUAAAUCUGGUUCAUCUACGUGGACGAUCAGUCAUGGCAACAGGAGUCGCUACUACUGAAUUAGCAAGUAGUCGUGUUGGUACAAAUACACCCGUUACCCCAAGACCACCAUUAGCAUUAUCCGAAUCUGUUCAAGCAAGUUUAAGCGAUCGAUACGAACCUCUACCGGCUAUUUUACCAAUGGUUGGCACAGCACAUUCAGCGGCUCUUCUAGAAAGACGAUCACAAAAGAAACCGACUGUUAAUGUACCACCAGUAAAAAAACGAAAAGUGGAGAUACUCAUUGUUGAACCUGAAGUCAUACAACGAAGUACACCAAGAUCUGUAGUUGGUCGCAUGGUUAAUGAAGCACGAUUAUUAAGUCAACCUGGCGGUGAUCGUCUAACACCACACAGUCGAUUAUCAAGUAAACAACAAUCCUAUGGUACAUCAUCGACGAUGUCAUCGACUCAUCCACAACAAAUUGUAAUCACACCAAGUGAUGAUCCAUCACGUGCGGCAGUUGAAAAUUUAAUAGCAUCCAUAAAAUCGAAACAAUUACAAGAAGCUCAACGGCAAUCAGAUCGUAAAAUUCUUGAUAUUAUACAUCGUGUACUUGGAAGAACAAUUGAUCUGGUUUAUGAUGAAGAUGAGAAAGAACAAAUUCAACAAGAACAUGAACAGAAACUGAUUGUCGACGAAGAAAAACGAAUCCCAAUGAUUCUUGAAGAAGAAGACAUGAGUGUUCAUUUACGUGUACCCGAUGUUAGCCGAAUGGAUCUUGAAGUAGACGAUGAAAAAUAUGAAGGCGAAGAUGGAGAAUACGAAGGUAUAACUGACAAAGAGAGAACUUUAAGAACAAAGAAACAAACAGAAGAUUAUGAACAAAUUGAUAUGUCACGAGAUCCGCUCUAUCGUCAUAUAUUAUUAGGAAUAACAGAUGAAGAUCUAUUAAAUGUACGAGGUACUCAAAUAAAUGUACCAACAUCACUCAUUAGUAGAAAUCGAGCGAUACCCACUAAGCCAGCUAAACAUGAUGAUAAAAGUGUUCAUCAUUUUUGUAUUCAAAUGACUAAUGAAAGCGAUAUCCUAUCAAAAGAACUUCGUGCUAUAACUCAAUUAUAUCAUCAACGAGCUCGAUACCGAAACAAACUGCCUACUUCUACAAUUUAUUAUAAACACGGACAAUUACCAAAACCUUUCAUUAAAGAAACCAUUGGAAAUGAACGACACGAAGAUGAACAAAAUAUUUCACGUUCAAUUAAAACCAAUGGUCCUUCAAUUCCCUAUGAUGGGCUCGAGCCCGUGGAAACCGAUCUUAAUGUAUGGCAACGUCGUGCUACUCAAAUAGUUCAACCGAAAAUUGAAGGCAAUUCUGCUAUUUCUCAAGACCCAUAUCUAAUUCACUUGUGGACACCGGCACCACCGAAAAUGUAUAUUCAUCCACGUCGUGUAAAAGAACGUCUGUUUGUUGAAUAUACAUCUAAUCAAACGAAAGAAUUCAUUGAUAUGGACGAUGACGACAUGACUUUAAUCGAUGAACAAAAAUCAGUUUUUACAAACUUUAGCGAGGUAGAUCAAAUGUUAGAAGUACCCUAUGUUGUUCCAGUUAUAAAACGAUAUAAAUCAUUGGAACGUUUACCAUCGACAAUCGAUCAUAGCGAUGAAUUUCGAAUGAGUUCAAAUAUGAUUCGAUCAAGUCGUUCUUGCUCAAAUUUAACAUCAGAGUUAACGCUUCGUUUAGAUACGAAUUAUGUAUUUACGUUAGAUGAAACAAAACAUCAAAUUGCAGCUCGAAAACAUGUUAAACCUGAAACAAUUACAUCCAAUACGGUUCCUUCAGAUGAAACACACUUAGUAUCGUCUCAAAUCAUCGAAGUAGCAGCUGUUAAAGAACAACAAGAAUCCAUUGUUGAAGAAAAAGUUGAGCAGUCAUCGGGAGAUUUUCAAUAUUUUCGUAAAACUCAUCAUGCAGUACAUUAUGAAGACGCUGUCGCUGAUGGUCGCCAAUUUAUAUCAACUGCUCGUAUGCGAGCAACUCGUCGUUCUCGAAAAGAUGUUCGUUUUUGGGAACGAAUUGAUGCUAUUGUUGCUCUCGCUACAGCUCCACCACGUGAUCCACCAAUAUCACGGCGCCAAUCAUUUCAUGAAGCACAUUUCUACGAACGAAAUCAUCCACAUCUAAUAAAAGAAAAAUUUCGUAAACGUCGAACAAGUCUUGAAAAAGAAAAAUUGAACUUUGACAAAAAUAUUAAAACAAAAUAUAAAUAUGAAGAAACACGUACUAAAUUUGGUGGAAAACGUCUACUAAAUGAAUUCGAAUGGACACGUGAAGUAUGGUAUAUUUGGCUUGAUGAAUACAUAGCUGAAUUAGAUAAAAUUGAAAUAAUGAGACAAGAAAAAGAAGUCAAACAACAACAACAAAUAGCUGCAUCAACGCCUCUCGAUGAACCGUCCACAUUUGCAAUAGAUGACAGUGAACAUGAAAUCAGCGGAAGUCAAAUAAAAAAAGUAUCUACUAGUGUUCAACUUGAACCAAUAAUAAAUCUUCAAGUGCCUCACAGCGAAGAACGUCGUCUAAUUGAAGACGAACUAUACCGUCUAACAAAAUUAAUCGAUCGAGAUCCACGUGAUGUAUUUAGUUUAACACGACGCGGUGGUUUACUACGUAAACUUGGAUUAUUUCACGAUGCUCUCAAUGAUCUAUCGUUAGCUGUUUAUAUUGAACCAUCAUUUAUGGAUGCAUAUUGGCAACGAGCACUUAUCUAUAUGAUAUUCGAACAUUAUGAUGAUGCAUUGGACUCGUUAAAUAUGUGUAUAAAAUUUAAUAAAACUCAUGCUGGCGCUUAUAAAUUACGUGGUGAUAUAUAUUCAAUGAGGAAUGAUUUAGCUUUAGCCAUUGCUAAUUACUCACAAGCCAUACGUCACAAUUCAACAGACCAUGAAUCCUAUUUUCAACGAGCACAAACGUAUGAACGAAGAAAUGAAAUUCUUUUAGCUAUGGACGAUUAUGUACAAGUAACUCAAUUGAAUCCGAAGAAUAUCGAAGCUUGGUAUAAACAUGCUCUGUAUUAUUUCAAUACGAAUAAUUAUGAUUAUGCUGUUGGUGAUUUUACUGAACUACUGAAACGUGAACCGGAUCAUGUAACAGCGCGUCUUUAUCGUGGUCUUUCAUAUUUCUAUCUUGAAUAUUAUCAAAAUGCUUUAGCUGAUUUUUCUGCAACGCUGCAUUAUGAUCCAUCGAAUUGGGCCGCUUACUAUCAUCGUGGUUGUCUUUUGCGUACAUGUAAUCCAGCCAAAUCAUUAAAAGAUUUAAGUAUAUCAUUAUUAAUCAAUCCGGAAUAUGAAAAUGUUGGCGCUUAUCUUCAUCGAGCUUUAAUUUAUUGCAAACAAAACCAAUACGAUGCAGCUAUUGCUGAUUAUGAAGCUGUAUUAGUGCUAGAUCGUGAACAUGCGCCAGCUCUAUGUAAUUUAGCUAUUAUUUACAUGAGAACAAAUGUUCAAAAAGCGUUACAAUUAUUUACGAGAGCUAUCGAAGCUGAACCAACAUAUGUUCGAGCUUACUUUUGCCGUGCUUAUUUCUAUACUCAAAUUAAUAAAUUACAACAGGCCUAUUCAGAUUAUACGAAAAUUUAUCAUAUGUUUCCGGAUCAAAAUGGUGCUAUGGUACUUCGAGGAAAUAUACUUCUUUUGAUGGGAAAAUUAGAUUUGGCUUCAUUCUGUGUUGAAGUAGCUGCUAAAUUACAGUCAUUAGCAGCUCCGGAAGAAGACGGAUCGCCAUCAGUAUCAUCUUCAAUGAAAAUGAGUGCAUCAAGUCCUCAACAACAAGCUAUUGUUCAUUCAUUUCUCGAACAAUUCGAUUAUGCUCUAUCGAUUAUCGAACGCGAAUGUUUAUUACGUCCAACACCUGCAAAUUACCGUAUGUUUGGUCGACUACGUACAAAAGCUAAACGAUUCGAUGAAGCACGAGCUGCAUUUGAAAAAUGCAUACAAACAUGUAUAAGUAGUAUAUCAGAUCAGUCAGUUGAGCUUCAUGGUGCUUAUCUAGACUUGAGUAAAUGUCUUAUACAACUUCAACGUUAUCCGCAAGCUGUCGAACAAUUAACAACACUUAUAAAACUUCAACCACCGAAUCAAAAUGCAGAAGCUUAUCUACAACGUGGCAUUGCAAAAAUGAGAAUGUUUGGAAAAUUUUCUACUCAGGAAUUAACAAAAUUAUCAUCGAAUAGACGACCAUUAUUAGAUAUUAAUAGAGCACUCGUAAUCGAACCUAAUAGUGCUGAAGCAUAUCUUGCACGAGCUGCAUGGUAUGCUCGUUGCGAACGUUAUUCAAAAGGUGUACUAAAUUGUAAUGAAGCUAUUCGUUUAAAUCCAAAACUUGUUCGUGCUUAUCUUUAUCGUGGUUGUCUAAAAUAUUCUAUUCGCCUUUAUGAUCAUGCUAUUAAAGAUCUAUCAAUAGCAUUAGAUAUUGAUCCAUCUUGUUCACAUGCGUAUUAUAAUCGCGCAUUGUGUUACAUUCGUCGAGGAAAUCUGUCCUUGGCCUUGAAAGAUUUUGCUAUUGUUUUAUGUCUUGCGUCGGCAAUAAAAAAUAGUAAAACUCAAUUGCUUGAACUUGAAACUUACAUCAAUCGAGGCCUACUACAAUAUGAACAUAAGGAUUUUGAAAAUGCAUUAAUCGAUUUUGAGUAUGCACUUGAAAUAGUAACGGCAUCGAAUGAUGAGAGACGAAUUAAUGUACUUAAACAUAAAUUAAUAUAUACAAUUGGACAAUGUCAUCAUCGAUUAGCACAAUUCGAUGAAGCCAUUGAACGAUUUAAAUCAUCUGAAAUAGAUUAUCAUGCGAUGAUAGAUACGACUUAUCGACAUGAUCUAUGGAUCGCUCAAGGCAUUGUCUAUAUGGACAUGGGUAAUGAUGAAUCGAAAUUGCAAGCAACAAAAUUAUUUGAAUCUGUACUUCAUGAAAAUCCAAUACAUGAAACUGCACGACUUAACCUUGGCUAUUGCUUUCGACAACGUGGCUAUUAUAAACGUGCUUGGAUACAAUUUUCAGCUCUUCUUCAUUUCAAUCCAUCGAAUGUGCGUGCACUUGAAGCGCGGGCUAUUGUUUGUCUACAAAUGAAUCAUCCGACCGAAGCAUUUAUUGAUCUCAAUCAAGCAUUACGUUUUCAACCAUCAUCAGCUCAAUUACUGACAAAUCGUGGUGUCGUUCAACAAUAUUUAGGUGACAAUAAAAAUGCGAUGUGUGAUUAUCGUGCAGCUAUGCUUGCCGAUCCGAAUAAUGCAUUUGCACAUUACAAUGCUGGAAAUGUACUUAUGUUUCAUGGGCAAUUUCUGGAAGCUAUUACUUUAUUUGAUCGAGUUUUGGAAAUAAAUCCAAGAGAUGAAGCAGCAUUAACGAAUCGUGCUAUUGCUAAAGUUGUUUUGAAACAGUACAGCGGUGCACGCAGUGAUCUUGAGCAUGCUUUAAGAAUUUCACCGUUGAGUGCACAUAUUCAUAUCGAUCUCGGACAAUUAUUAUUGACAAUGAAUGAACCAAUUGAAGCAGAGAAACAUUUUACACGUGCUUUAGAAAUUCGUCCAUGUGAUCCGGUUGUGUAUAAAUGGCGUGGUGAUGCCCUAUCGAAACAAGAUGGACGACGACAAGAUGCUUUGGAUAACUAUCGUGCCUGUGUUGAACUGAGUGAUGCAUUACAAUUAGCACGAAAACAUGGACUUAUUAAAGCACCAACUAAAACUAGGCGAAGGCUGUGA
Messenger RNA from Rotaria socialis, 5853 nucleotides. The record is from the annotation of a GenBank genome assembly. NCBI's taxonomy places the organism in Eukaryota, Metazoa, Rotifera, Eurotatoria, Philodinida, Philodinidae.